Molecule: messenger RNA, 1548 nt
Organism: Coniosporium apollinis CBS 100218
Lineage: Eukaryota; Fungi; Ascomycota; Dothideomycetes
Exons: 1
Coding region: 1-1548 (515 amino acids)
Source: RefSeq, a predicted model, not a curated record
AUGAAUACAACCGUCGCACUGUUGACGACGGUAGCAAAGCUGGGGUUCAUAGCAGCAAACUCAGGAGCUCUUGGCCAAUUACGCUGGAACUGGUACAGCAAGCCCCACUUACUCAGCGAUCUCAACAGCUUCGACGACGCUUCCAGAGGUUCGCCGUGGGGCUCUGUACAGCUUCUGCUCAAACUCCACGUUCGGCAUCUGGCGUCAACAGGAGCUUUCAUCUCCUUAGCUGCCAUUUUCUUCAGUUCUCUUACUCAACAGGCGCUUACUUUCCCUUCUCGGUCCAUCGCUUCGGGCUCUGCACGGAUGCCUCGUGGCUACAGUUAUGUGACGGACACGAGCCAGCAAUUCAUCCUCGAUACGACAGAUAUAAACUUUGUAUCGCCAACGGAUUCGAACAUGUUGGCCGCUGUUGCUUUCACAGCUUACAAUAGCUCGAAAACAAUCUUGCCAUCUUUUGCCCUUGAGCCUGAGUGCCUCAGUGGAAACUGUACGUUUGAGAGCUACACAUCACUCGCUGCUUGUAGCGAGUGCACCGUGGUGAACGAUCAAGUUACGACGACCUGUGUUGGGGACGCUUGCUAUUAUACUCUCUUGAUGAAUCAGACGGCCAGCUUGAACGGUACAUUGGUUACAGGCGUUCGCUACAAUUCCACGGCAGGCUUACCUAUAUACACCGUCUUGAAUGUCACGUCCAACAACUACAACAACCGACCCUUCGAAGUUGUCAACGUGUCAGCGCUAUACACAAACUACACCAUAGCCUCGAAUGACUCGUCUACAAUCGAGGUUGGAGCUACUACUGCCAUGAGUUGUGGUGUAUUCAUGUGCGUCAAGACUUUCAACAGCACUAUCACGAAUGGAACGCUCUCUGAGAUGGUGCAAUCCACGCACUACAUCAACGCGUCUGCUUUUACUCAGUCAAAUGGGGUCUAUAAAGCACCCAUAUCUGCUGCAGGAUUGCCCGGAAAUGCCACCCUUGUGAUAAGUCAAGACUCGUUGAAUGUUUUCGGCCAAAGUCUCGCUUUCCUGUACACUGGCUCCGCGAUCCUUGGGCCAGGAUUCCGGAGAGGAGAUAGUGUGCCCACAUACGCCUUCGGAUACACCUCUACAACUCUGCAAAGUCUUCUCAACAACGGCUCUGUAGACAUCGAGCAAGCCGUAGCCAACAUCGCAACUGUGAUGACGAACGUCAUCCGUCAGCAGAGCGAUCCCAUGCAAUACUUUGUGGGGACGUCUUACUCUUUGGAGACAUUUCUUGUGGUACGCUGGGCAUGGAUCGCUUAUCCUGCUACCAUUGAAGCAGUAGUACUGCUCUUCUUGCUCGCGACAAUUUUCAAAACCGGCCGCAGUGGCGUUCAAUCUGUCUGGAAGUCCUCUCCGAUUGCACUUCUUUUCCAUGGGCUGGAGGAUCGAGGCGAAGCUCUGAAAAAUGUAUCGGAGAUCUACGAGCUCAGCGAGAUGACUGAGUUAUCGAAUCAGAUUCGCGUACAACUCGCUAGGCAGGGACCGGGCACAACUUUAGUAGAUGCUCAAACACAGAGUUAG